AUGGAUAAUAGUAAUAAUAAUGACUCUUCUUCGUCAAAAGAUUCUUUACAAAGUUGGAUUACUUGGUUCUGCUCAUUAGUAGGACACGAAUUUUAUUUAAAAGUGCCUGAAGAGUUUAUAAAAGAUGAUUUUAAUUUGACUGGACUAUCGGAUAUAGUGCCUUAUUAUCGCCAAGCCUUAGAAACCAUUUUAGAUAUGGUAGAAUGGGAUGAAUUCUUUGAAACAGAUAAGAUAAAAAACGUAGGAGAUCCACGUAUUGUUGAACCUUAUACAUUUAUGCUGUAUGGGUUAAUUCAUCAACGUUAUCUUUUAACACAAGAAGGAUUAGAUGCAAUGGUAGAAAGAUAUAAAAGACAUGACUUUGGAACUUGUCCUCGAUAUUAUUGUUAUCAAACACCUGUUUUACCUAUAGGCAGAUAUACAGAAGCUAAUAAAGAAAGUCUAUGUCUUUAUUGUCCAAGAUGUCUAGACAUAUAUAAGCCACCCAAUCCUAUUUAUCAAUGUGUAGAUGGUGCUCAUUUUGUUUGUUUGAAUGAAUGA
Molecule: messenger RNA, 540 nt
Organism: Cokeromyces recurvatus
Lineage: Eukaryota; Fungi; Mucoromycota; Mucoromycetes; Mucorales; Mucoraceae
Product: casein kinase II, regulatory subunit
Exons: 4
Coding region: 1-540 (179 amino acids)
Cellular component (GO): cytoplasm; protein kinase CK2 complex
Molecular function (GO): protein kinase regulator activity
Source: RefSeq, a predicted model, not a curated record